Messenger RNA from Acinonyx jubatus (cheetah), 8541 nucleotides. RefSeq names its product solute carrier family 20 member 2 (gene SLC20A2). The record is from RefSeq and is a predicted model, not a curated record. Gene Ontology annotation, cellular component: membrane. Gene Ontology annotation, molecular function: phosphate transmembrane transporter activity. The transcript is spliced from 11 exons. Gene Ontology annotation, biological process: phosphate ion transmembrane transport. NCBI's taxonomy places the organism in Eukaryota, Metazoa, Chordata, Mammalia, Carnivora, Felidae. Bases 5239 to 7200 code for a protein of 653 amino acids.
GAGGCAAUGCUGGCAAUAUAGGAAAGGAGAAAUAUCAAAAGCAAAUGGUUUUUAUGGGUUUUUUUCCUCAGGUUUACUGAGGUAUAAUUGACAAAAUUGUAAGAUAUUUGAAAUGUACACCACGGUGAUUUUAUAUGCAUAUAUAUUGCGAAAGGAUUCCUCCCAUCUAGUUAAUGAAUACCUCUAUCACCUCACAUAUUUAUAUAUGCUGGUGUUAUUUAUAGUUAGUUUUAUUCAGGUACAGUUUACAUGCACUAAAAUUCACCAGUUGCAAGUGUACAGUUUAAAGUGUUUUGAUACUCAAGAUAUAGAAUGAAAAGUUUCCUGCGUAGACAUAUGUUUUCACUUCCCUUGGGUGAAAAUACCUCAGAACGGGACUGCUGACUUGUGUGGUAAGCAUACGCUUUAUAAGAAACUGCCAACCUGUUGUCCGAAGUGGCUUAAUCAUUUUGCGUGACGCUCUUUUCUUGGCACCUUUUAGAAGUUUCUUUGUCUACCUCUUCACUCCCUCCACUCCUCAAAACUGCUCCUGGGCCUUAGAGUGCAUAUCAAUCUUGAAUCAAAGACAAGGCCAGAGUUUGUACAUUGAGGAAGAAGAGCAGGACUAGAGGAAGGUGGACUGGGUAUAGCCACAUGACUACUAGAGGUGGGGGACAUAAGAGUGAGAAAGAUCCUUCCAGAAGGAUUAUUGGAACCUCAGGUUGUUCUUCCUAUGCCUACAGUGGUACUGAUACCUUCAGGUUGCUUGAAGCUAACCACAACUUACAAAGCACUUGUGCAUACAUUAGAUUUGAUCCUAACAAUAAUUCUAUAAAGCACAUGUAUUAUUACUAUUCCCAUUUUACAGAUGAUGAAACAGGAUUCAGAAAGUGUAUGUGACUUACCCAAGGUCACACUGCUACUUAGUAACAGAGCCAGGAUUAGGCCUUGAGUUUCCUGACCAUUACCCCAGGACUUUAUCUGCUAGUAAUGAUAAUAGUCACCAUGUAUUGAUCCCUGGUACUGAACUAGGGCUUCUGCAUGGCCUCCACAUUAUGUACUAUUAUUCCCAUUUUCCAGAUGAGUCAUUUCAAUGACUUGCCCAUGAUUGUGUAGCCAGUAGCUAGCUGGAUUGGAAUGGACCCAGAACCUCUGACCGCAGGUCCUGUGCUCUUUCCUGUUCUUCAUGCCGGAGACACGAAUGUUCCUUUUUUUAAUGGCAGAGAGAAGAGGAGAAGCUAGAGAGCAUGCAGUGCUGGGAAUGAGCCACAGUGUCUUAGCAAACUGUCUUGCCACUUCUUUUUCAGUUGAUACUAGGUUUUAAAUCUGCAGCCUCUUCACUUUGAAUGUCUUACAUCUUUAUUAUCAGGCUUUACACUCAUGCUCUUUGUCCCCAGAGAAUAAACCUGCUUAUUCCUGCUUCUGUGAUCUGUGUCAUAGAUACAGUUCCAAGCUGGGUCUAACAUUGGCUUGACUGUUUUGCCUCCCCUUCUGACAUUUUUCCCCAUUUCCCUCCCUCUCUCUUUUCUCUACCCCUCCUCUCUACCCCUUUCUUGCUGUCUUUCUUGCUUCUGCUUCAGUCAGAAUAUCAUCUGCCUUUCCUUAGGCUCCUUUGUUCCCAUAGACUACUUUGCAUAUCUGUAAAUAUGCCAUUUAAAGGUAGUUAAAGCAAGUUUCAGAGCCGUUCUAGUAAUGUUUCAGUUUUUUAUCAUUAGAGUGAAAAUAUGAAACUCAGUAUUUUUCAUCAUAAAUACACUAUUAUUUUUUAAAUUAAUUUUGUGUUUAUUUUGAGAGAGCAUGAGCAGAGGAGAGGGGUAGAGGGAGAGACAGAGAGACAGAGAGAGAGAGAAUCCCAAGCAGGCUCCACACUCAGUGCAGAGCCUGAUGUGGGGCUCAAACGCACGAACCGUGAGAUCAUGACCUGAGCUCAAAUCAAUAGUAGGACGCUUAACUGACCGGGCAACCCAGGCACCCCUUAAAUUAAUUUUUUAAAUGUAAAAAUAUAAAGUAGAUGUUGUCACGAGCUAUUCAAGAAUGAUGGUGUUGGGGCACCUGGGUGGCUCAGUCGGCCAACUUCAGUUCAGGUCAUGAUCUCACAGUUCGUGGGUUCGGGCCCCACGUUGGGCUCUGUGCUGACAGCUCAGAGCCUGGAGCCUGUUUCGGAUUCUAUGUUUCUCUCUCUCUCUCUCUCUCUCUCUCUCUGCCUCUCCCCUGCUCACACUCUGUCUCUCUCUGUCUCUCAAAAAUAAAUUUAAAAAGUUAAAAAAAUUUUUUUAAAAACAAUGAUGGUGUUAAUACAAACUCCUUAUGAUAAGAUCUACAUCCUGAAUGUUGAAAGAAAAAAAUGAUUCUGCUGUACUAUUCUGCAAAUAAGAUUUCCAAAAUGUAUCUCCCAUUUUACUUAAAUAUUUACUUAAUAUUUUCUUGAUGAAAAUGUGGUCAUUUUUAUGGCUAAGUAGUCAGACUCACUCACAGGUAGCAGAGAGUCAUAGAUUUUACAUCAUACCAUUGAAGAGAUUACCGUCUUCAAAUUUCUACCUAAGUGUCAGAAUUCAAGAUCCAAUCCUAGCUGCUAGGAAAGUAGGUUUUACAUUUUCAGAGUUGAGUGUGAGGCACUUUGGGCUUCAGAAGAGGUGUUGGAAAAUUAUUUCAGAGCACUGAGGUCCUCUGCAUGGGGGACCUGGCUCCUUCCCUUCACAUGGUGGAGGGAGAGCUUGGCCUGGGUGCAGUCCAUGAAACCUCAGAGAAAAGCUCACCACAGGCCAGAAGCUAACAAGGAAGGGAGGUUGGUCAUGGACCAGGCCUUUAAAACCACAGGAUCCCUGGGAACAAGUCAUAACUCAGCCACAGUCCACCACAGACCUGCUUGUCUGGGUUGGGUCAUGCCGGCUGAGGAGCUGAUUGGGCUCCGAUGCUGAGAGAGGAGGAACGUGGAUGGAAGACUGGCACCCCCUCCGUAUGUUUGCUUGGAAAGACCAGGGGUCAUCUUGGAUGUUCUCUUCAGCAGCAUUUCAGAGCAGGGAGCCUCCCACCCAGGCUUUUUUUUGCAUUAAUGUCUAUUAAGUGCUACAACUCAGCAACAUCCCUGUUUUUAGACAGUGUACAAAUUCAUCUAGAAAUAUUCUGAGAAUGUUUGUUUUCACUUUUUCUUCAGCCUUCAUAUUUCUAGUGUAGUAGAUAAGAGGGUAUGAGGUAGAGGUGAAGCAGAUGCUCAUGGAGGAAAUUCUAGAGAGAGAACCUGUAAACACUUUACUUGGGAGUCCUGCCAGCAUGCUCACUGGGCCUGGUGAAGGAAGCAGGGCUGGUUCAGAGAUCAAGGGACAGAAGUGAUGGUGAGCAGAACUCAGAGUUGAGAAACAUGCUCAGAAGCCAUUGAAGGCACCGAGGAAAGAGAAUGAGGAUCUUAUUACCAUUACAGGUUUGGGAGACCGAACUCACGAGACCACUAGUACCUCUCCCAAUGAUCCAAAAGAUUCUAAGGUUUCUGUUCCUCAAAUGCAAGAGGUUGGCGGCGUUUGAAAAUUGAAGAAUAUCUUGUAACCUUAUAAGAAUAUCUUAGCCAUAUAGGGGCUUCAUACUGGGUGAAAGAGAGAGAGUUAGGGGGCUUGUUCUGACCCUCCUUCAUCUUCUGACCCUUUUCAGAAAAGCUCUUGUAGGAGAGAGAAAAGAACCAAGGCUUUCACUGGAAGUUAUAACAUUGUGCCCUUGUUGAAAAUCAUUGCUGAGGAGAAGAGGCAUUUACAUGUGAUGCUUCCACACAUCAAGCCUCUCUGUCUCCCAGCUACAUGAUUUCUAUGAACUCAAAUGAGUUGAUUCUUCAGUAUCAGGUCUAGACUGCCUCUCAAGCAGGCUCCACACUCAGCGCAGAGCCUGAUGCAGGGGCUCACCACACUGGGAUCAUGACCUGAGCGGAAAUCAAGAGUCAGGCGCUUAACCGACUAAGCUACCCAGGUGUCCCUUCCUUAUCCCAAUAUUAAGUAAAUAUUUACAUUUUUUUUUUCUUAUUCUCUUCAGGUUUCAGUUUUCACAUUUAAAUCUUCCAUUUAUUUUGGUAUGAGGUAGGGAUCUUUUUUUCUUCCUUCCAGUUAAUUAGCAAUUAGCACAUUGGCCCAACAUCACGUUGAUUAAGCUGAACUGUCCCCACUGAUUUGAUUGCUCACCUCCAAAAUCCUGCUUUCAAACACCCAGCACUCUCAGGUGUCAUACCCGGCCAGACCUCAGCCACUCUGAAUUUGGGCUUCUGUAUUCUCGACAGUCUUGGCCUUGUGUGCGAUGUUCCCUGGCCACCCCUGACAGUGGCCCCGUCUCAGCAGCAUUACCACCUUCUGUGCAGCAAGUUGCACACUUGUUUAACUGCUUUGUUUUAUUUUGCUCCUGUUUGAUAAAAAUUAAUGGAAGAGGGAGAAAAUCAGGGUGUUGGUACUUGUCAUAAAAAAAACAGGCCCUAUAAAUAUAAAACAAAAUAGUAGUCAUUUGGUCUCAAAAACACCUUUCUCCUUAACCAGAUGUUUAUAAGAUGUAAUGUGAUGUGUUCUUUGCUGAAUCAAAGAACAUAGACAUGAUUGUAGAAAUAAGUUGUCUAAGAUUAUCUAAGUAGGAGAGGGAAUCCCUGGUCUGAAAUGUUGCCUGAGGGAUCGUGAAGACAAUGAAAAGCCUGGGCUGAGGAUAUACCUUCUUUGGUGCUCCUAUGAUUUACCUGUGUGUGCAGCAUGUCCCAGAGUGAACCAGGGCUCGAACCUCUCCCUAACAUAUAAAAACAAAACUAGAAACAGUGUAAAAGAGAAAACAUAAAAACUCUAUUUGACUAUUUUUCAUCCCAGGUCCAUGAGUCAGUAACCAGCUGUCUCUUUCAGCCCCUGCACAUAGGCCACCACAAAGUUGACUUGACUUGAGCCACUGAAACCUCUUUACGUCCUUUCUCUUCCCUUCGGUGCCACCACCACGCUGGGCCAGGGGCCUCCCCUUAUACCCGAACCAUGCAGAAGGAGGAGCCUGGAGGAGACAUCACAGCUUUCCCAGAUUGGGAGGAAAAAUAUGGAAUGUGUUUUACCGCUGACUGAACACAACCAAAUGAACUGUACUGACAGUAGUUUGAAAACCAGCAGUUAGCAGUUUGUUCAGGCUCUAACAUUGUCCAGCACUUUCCAGAGCAAACUCACUGUUUACAAGAACUCUCGGCCUUACGACGUUUAUAACCUCAAGCUUUGUUUAUUUAAAAUAUUCCCGCACGAGAAAAGUUCCUGGCGCCCACUUUCCAAAAUGGCCAUGGAUGAGUAUUUGUGGAUGGUCAUUUUGGGUUUUAUCAUAGCUUUUAUCUUGGCAUUUUCCGUUGGUGCAAAUGAUGUUGCCAAUUCAUUUGGUACUGCUGUGGGCUCUGGCGUGGUGACCUUGAGGCAGGCAUGCAUUUUGGCUUCAAUAUUUGAAACCACCGGCUCAGUGUUAUUGGGAGCCAAAGUAGGAGAGACCAUUCGAAAAGGUAUCAUUGAUGUGAACCUAUACAACGAGACAGUAGAAACACUAAUGGCUGGGGAAGUUAGUGCAAUGGUUGGCUCAGCUGUUUGGCAGCUCAUUGCAUCCUUCCUGAGACUUCCAAUCUCAGGAACUCAUUGCAUCGUUGGUUCUACUAUAGGAUUCUCACUUGUUGCAAUUGGUACACAAGGUGUGCAGUGGAUGGAGCUUGUCAAGAUUGUUGCUUCCUGGUUUAUAUCCCCACUGUUGUCUGGUUUCAUGUCUGGCGUGCUGUUUAUACUGAUCAGAAUUUUCAUCUUAAAAAAGGAGGACCCUGUUCCCAAUGGCCUCCGGGCACUUCCAGUGUUCUAUGCUGCUACAAUAGCAAUAAACGUAUUUUCCAUCAUGUACACAGGAGCACCAGUGCUUGGUCUGGUCCUUCCCAUAUGGGCAAUAGCACUCAUCUCCUUUGGUGUUGCACUGCUGUUUGCCCUUUUUGUAUGGCUCUUUGUGUGUCCAUGGAUGCGGAGGAAAAUAGCAGGCAAAUUACAAAAAGAAGCUGCUUUAUCGCGAGUUUCUGACGAAAGCCUCAGUAAAAUUCAGGAAGUGGAGUCCCCAGUAUUUAAAGAGCUACCAGGUGCCAAGGCUAAUGACGACAGCACUGUCCCUCUCACGGGGUCAGCUGGGGAGCCAUCUGGAACCUCUGAAGGCACAUCAGUGGGAAACCACCCCCGGGCCUCCUACGGAAGGGCACUUUCCAUGACUCACGGCUCUGCAAAAUCACCCGUCUCCAAUGGCACCUUCGGCUUUGACGGCCACACGAGGAGUGACGGGCACGUGUACCACACGGUGCACAAAGACUCGGGGCUCUACAAAGACUUGCUGCACAGGAUUCACUCAGACAGGGGCCCCGAGGAGAGGCCCGCACAGGAGAACAGCUACCGAUUUCUGCGGCGAAAUAAUAGUUACACGUGCUACACGGCAGCCAUCUGUGGAAUGCCUGUCCACUCGACCUUCAAAGCUGCUGACUCGUCAUCUGCGCCAGAGGACAGCGAGAAACUGGUGGGGGACGCCGUGUCCUAUUCUAAAAAGAGGCUUCGCUAUGACAGCUACUCAAGCUACUGCAAUGCGGUAGCAGAAGCUGAGAUAGAGGCCGAUGAGGGAGGUGUGGAAAUGAAGCUGGCAUCUGAGCUGACGGAUCCCGACCAGCCCCGAGACGACCCUGCAGAAGAGGAGAAGGAGGAGAAGGACACAGCCGAGGUCCACCUCCUGUUCCAUUUCCUGCAAGUCCUUACUGCCUGUUUUGGAUCCUUUGCUCAUGGUGGCAAUGACGUGAGUAAUGCCAUUGGUCCCCUGGUAGCUUUGUGGCUGAUUUACGAGCAAGGUGCAGUCCUGCAGGAAGCAGUUACCCCCGUCUGGCUGCUGUUUUAUGGAGGAGUUGGAAUUUGUACGGGUCUGUGGGUCUGGGGGAGAAGAGUGAUCCAGACCAUGGGGAAGGACCUCACCCCCAUCACACCAUCGAGCGGCUUCACCAUUGAGCUGGCCUCCGCGUUCACGGUGGUGAUCGCCUCCAACGUCGGACUUCCUGUCAGCACCACACACUGCAAGGUGGGGUCCGUGGUGGCCGUGGGCUGGAUCCGCUCCCGGAAAGCCGUGGACUGGCGCCUCUUCCGGAACAUCUUUGUGGCCUGGUUUGUGACUGUCCCCGUGGCCGGGUUGUUCAGUGCUGCUAUCAUGGCUCUUCUCAUGUACGGGAUUCUUCCAUAUGUGUGAUUUGUCUUCUUCCGCCCAGUACACAAGGGAGGGUCUGGUGUGGGUAUAUGUGGGUGGCGUGUUACACGCACGCUGCCUGCGCACGGGCUGUCUCCCAGCCAGCUUGUCCGUGGCCCUUUCAUAUGGUUCCAAACCACACUGUUCACCUACACUGUAGAGAGUCAUCCUCCAGAGCUAACUUAACUACUGUACAUAAUCAUGUGCAUUAAACUGGUAUCGUGGUGACAUAACGUGGUGCAGUUACUUAAAUAUAUAUUGUAUACAUAGAAUAGAUAGCAUUAUUUCAAACAUACUCGAAAUGGGAGUGGAGAAAUAUUGUCUAGAAUUCAAUAUUCAACAAAUCUUUGUACGGAAUGAUUUCAGUGGCAAAUUUUAAGGACCUUUUAAAAGGAAAGUGUAGAUUGGAAAGUGCUAUUUUUCCCAUUGAAUAUACUGUAAGAUAAGUGUGAAUCGGGUUGGAUGCACAUUUGGGAAGAUGUACGUCCGGGGGUGUGCUCUUGAGUAAUACUGGGGUAGGAGUUCACAAGUGCUUUCACUGAGGAAUUUGUUCAUAUACUGUGUAUUGAUUAUGUAAUAUAUAAUAAUUGCCUCUGUAAAUACUUAAAACGGUAAUUUUUUAAUGGUGUGCUUCCCAUAUACUUUUUUGAUCAGAGAAUUUUGGAAAGUACCAAAGAAGCAGGGGAAUAGUUUGCCAGUAUUAUAUUUUCAUACUGUCUUUCUCCCCUUCCCAUGAAUCCUACUGUUAACCUAGGCUGUAGCGAGACCGCCUCGCCCCGGCCUGCCCCCUAGCAGGGCGGAGGCCGAAGCACCAGCCCCCUGUCACGUGCUCGUUACGCGCAUCCUACUUUCUGUCCCCCGCCCCCACUGCCACCACUCGCUAGUUACUGGUGAGCCCUGCAGUGGCCCGUCGUCGUGGUCGUCGUCGUCGUCAUCGUGUAGAGAAUGUACAUACGUGAGGCUGCCCGAUCAAGCACCACACACCAAGUCCAGUUUAAAUUUUCACCCGUACCCUCCCCUGCAGCCUAAAAAAGCAAAUUCUUAAAACACUAAGGCGAGUGAGUUGACAUUCAGGAGGGGGUAGAGUUGAAAUAUCAGACAAUACACUGGAUUUGAGGAUUUCCUUGAGGCCUUUACUAAGCUGAACAUCUUGAGGCUCUACUGUAGUCCCACUGGGUUCUGUCCUGAAAGCGGGAGGGAGGGAGUGUGAGUGAUGCUGGAGCCUGAAACCGUGGAAAUGCUGCUAAAAUUUUUAUAUUGACAAACGUUUUCUUGGUACUUCAUUGUGAUUUUUCAUUAAUCAACCAUAUUAAAUUUAUAAUAAAAAAUGCCCUUCAAAAGGUU